Molecule: messenger RNA, 2544 nt
Organism: Protobothrops mucrosquamatus (brown spotted pit viper)
Lineage: Eukaryota; Metazoa; Chordata; Lepidosauria; Squamata; Viperidae
Product: zinc finger protein 708-like
Exons: 1
Coding region: 1-2544 (847 amino acids)
Biological process (GO): regulation of transcription by RNA polymerase II
Molecular function (GO): DNA-binding transcription factor activity; RNA polymerase II cis-regulatory region sequence-specific DNA binding
Source: RefSeq, a predicted model, not a curated record
AUGACUGAAAACCAGCUGAAUAAUAGGAUCGAGAAAUUCUCUAAUUUUCAGUAUGGAGAAAAUCGCACCUUCCGUACACAACAUCACAAAGAAAAAGGGAACUGUUUAAAGCCUGAAAAAAUGUUCAUCCCUAAAUCAGAUGUCCAUGAAUAUAGCAGUAUCUGCACUAAAGAGAAGCAGCUUGAAUGCAAGGAACAUGGAAAAAAUAAUAAUUUAAAUAUCUAUCUUACUUUACAUCAAAGCAUUGAGACACCAAAAUCACAUAAAUGUUCAGACAGUAGGAAAAGCUUUAAUGAGAGCACUACUUUCAACACCCAGAAAACAAUUCAUAGAGUGGAGAAGUCAUAUAAAAGCAGAGAACACAGAACAAGUUUCUAUGCAACCAAUGAUCAUAUUUUGCACAAAAAGUCCUACCCAAGAAAGAAAAUUUAUAAAUGCAUGGAUUGUGGAAAGAGGUUCUGUACAAGUAUUGAUCUUACUUCCCAUAAAAGUAUCCACACAGAGGAUAAGCCACUUAGAUGCACAGGCUGUGGAAAGAGCCUCACCACAAGUAGUUCCCUUGCUGCACAUAAAAGGAUCCACGUAAGGGAUAAGCAACACAAAUGCAUGGAAUGUGGAAAGAAUUUCAGCCAGAGUGCUUCGCCUAAUUCCCAUGAACUGAUCUGUACAGGGAUGAAACCGUAUCAAUGCUUGACAUGUAAAAAGCGAUUUUGUACAAGCAGGGAUCUCAUUUCUCAUAAGAGGAUCCACACAAGGGAGAAACCACUUAAAUGCAAGAAGUGUGGAAAACACUUUACAAUGAGGCGUAGUCUUAUUUCCCAUGAAAGGAUUCACACAAGGGAGAAAGCAUAUAAAUGCAUGGACUGUGGAAAAACCUGUGUGAGUAGAAGUGAUCUUACUUCCCAUAAGAGGAUCCACACGGGGGAAAAACCGUAUCAAUGCAUAGAGUGUGGAAAAAGUUUCAGUUGGAGCAGUAACCUUACCUCCCAUAAAAGAAUCCACACAGGGGAAAAGCCUUAUCAAUGCAUGGAGUGCACAAAGAGCUUCAGAGACAUGAGUUCCUUUACUUCCCAUAAAAGGUUCCAUACAGGGGAGAAACCCUACAAAUGUACAGAGUGUGGAAAGAACUUUACUCAAAACAGUCAACUUACUUCCCAUAAAAGGGUCCACACAGGGGAGAAACCGUAUAAAUGUACAGACUGUGGAAAGAGCUUCACCACAAGUGGUUCUCUUACUGCCCAUAAAAGGAAUCACACAGGAGAGAAACCGUUUAAGUGCAUGGAAUGCGGGAAGAGUUUCAGCCAAAGUGCUUCCCUUACUUCUCAUGAAAAGAUCCACACAGGGAUAAAACCAUUCCAAUGCUUGCAAUGUGAAAAGAGAUUCGGUACAAGCAGCGAUCUCAUUUCCCAUAAAAGGACCCACACAGGGGAGAAGCCAUUUAAAUGUAUGGACUGUGGGAAAAGCUUUACAAUGAGGCGUGGUCUUACUUCCCAUGAAAGGAUCCAUACAGGGGAGAAACCAUACCAAUGCCCAGAGUGUGAAAAGUGCUUUAUAAGUAGGAGUGAUCUUACUUCCCAUAAAAGGAUCCACACGGGGGAGAAACCGUAUCAAUGCCUGGAGUGUGGAAAAAGCUUCAGUUGGAGCAGCAACCUUACUUCACAUAAAAGGAUUCACACAGGGGAGAAACCAUAUAAGUGCAUGCAGUGUGGAAAGAGUUUCAGUCAGAGCACUUCCCUUACUUCCCAUGAAAGGAUCCAUACAGGAAUGAAACCUUUUCAAUGCAUGGAGUGUGGAAAGGGAUUCAGUACAAGCAGUGAACUCAUUUCCCAUAAAAGGAUUCACACAGGAGAAAAGCCUUACCAGUGUAUGGACUGUGGAAGGAGCUUUAGAGACUUGAGUUCCUUUACUUCUCAUAAAAGGUUUCACACUGGAGAGAAGCCCUAUAAAUGCAUGGAAUGUGGAAAGAGCUUUACUCAAAGCAGUCAGUUUACCUGCCAUAAAAGGAUCCACACAGGGGAGAAGCCAUACAAAUGCACCGACUGUGGAAAGAGCUUCACCACCAGUGGUUCCCUUACUGCCCAUAAAAGGAUCCACACAGGGGAAAAACCAUAUAAGUGCACGGAAUGCGGGAAGAGUUUCAGCCAAAGUGCUUCCCUUAGUUCCCAUGAAAGGAUCCAUACAGGGAUGAAACCGUAUCAGUGCAUAGAUUGUGGAAAGACCUUCAGUCAAAGCAGUCAUCUUAGUUCUCAUAAGAAGAUCCACUCGGGGGAGAAGCUGUAUAAGUGCACAGAGUGUGAAAAGUGCUUUCAUACAAGCAGUUCCCUGAUAUCACAUAAGAGGAUCCAUUCUGGCGAGAAACCAUAUCAUUGCAUGGACUGUGGAAAAAGUUUCAUUACAAGCAGUUCCCUUAAUUCACAUAGGAGGAUCCACACGGGAGAAAAACCAUAUCAAUGUCAUGAGUGUGGAAAGAGUUUCAGUCACAAUACUUCCCUCUCUUUUCAUAAAAGGAUCCACACAAGAGAGACUCCACCUGUCAGCAUAUAA